UGUGUGUGUGUGUGUAAGAUGGCCAUCCACGUGGAAGGAUUGGUUGCCAUUGUCAUCUUCUAUCUGCUUAUUCUGUUUGUGGGAAUAUGGGCGGCAUGGAAAAACAAAAACAGUGGAACCGAAACGGGUACAGAUCGAAGUGAAUCUAUUAUGGUUGGUGGAAGAGAUAUUGGAUUAUUUGUAGGCGGAUUUACCAUGACCGCCACUUGGGUUGGAGGGGGCUACAUCAAUGGGACAGCUGAAUAUGUCUAUUUGCCUGGCUACGGGCUGGCUUGGGCACAAGCACCAUUCGGUUAUGCUCUCAGCUUGGUUGUGGGUGGUCUGUUCUUUGCCAAACCCAUGCGCUCGCGGGGCUACGUGACUAUGCUGGAUCCCUUUCAGCAGCUGUAUGGGAAACGAAUGGGUGGACUGCUCUUCAUUCCUGCCUUAAUGGGAGAGAUCUUCUGGUCCGCAGCUAUUCUGUCUGCUCUUGGGGCGACAUUGAGUGUGAUCGUGGAUAUCAACAUUAACAUGUCUGUGGUCAUCUCCGCCCUAAUUGCCAUCUUCUACACGCUAGUGGGUGGCCUGUACUCUGUGGCGUACACAGAUGUGGUGCAGCUCUUCUGCAUUUUCCUCGGCCUGUGGAUCAGUGUGCCUUUUGCUCUGUCCAACCCUGCUGUGUCAGACAUAGGCGUCACCGCGGUGAAAGAGGUUUUUCAGACUCCGUGGCUGGGUCAAAUCAAUGCAGGAGACACGUGGAUGUGGAUGGAUAAUUUCUGCCUUCUGAUGUUGGGGGGAAUUCCCUGGCAGGUCUAUUUUCAACGGGUUCUUUCUGCCUCUUCAGCUACCUACGCCCAAGUCCUCUCCUUCCUGGCCGCUUUCGGCUGUCUGGUUAUGGCCGUCCCCUCAGUUCUGAUUGGAGCCAUAGGAGCCUCUACAGACUGGAACCAGACGACCUAUGGCCCCAUUCCACCAAUGGAGAAAGAUGAGUCAGAUAUGAUUCUGCCCAUCGUGCUCCAACAUCUUUGCCCAGCCUACAUUUCCUUUUUUGGCUUGGGAGCAGUUUCGGCAGCGGUGAUGUCAUCGGCGGAUUCAUCCAUUCUCUCAGCCAGCUCCAUGUUUGCAAGGAACAUCUAUCAGUUGGCUUUCCGGCAAUCAGCGUCGGACCGUGAGAUUGUCUGGGUCAUGAGGAUCACCAUCUUUGUCUUUGGCGCCUUGGCAACGGCCAUGGCCCUGUUGACAGGCACGGUCUACGGCUUGUGGUACCUGAGCUCUGACUUGGUCUACGUCAUCAUCUUCCCCCAGCUCCUCAGCGUGCUUUUUGUCAAGGGCACCAACACCUACGGCUCUGUGGCUGGAUACGUCUUUGGCUUGCUCUUGCGCAUUGGUGGUGGAGAGCCUUACCUCAGGUUGCCGCCUUUCAUAUACUAUCCCGGCUGGUACAAAGAGGCCAAAGUGCACCACCUCACGAAAGAGGUAGAGUACAUCAUAGUGCAGAAGUUCCCCUUCAAGACGGUUUCCAUGUUGGCGUCGUUCCUUAGCAAUGUGGCCUUCUCUUAUUUGGCGAAGUACCUCUUUGAAAGUGGGACAUUGUCCCCCAAGUACGACUUCUUGGACGCUGUUCUUUCCAAGCACAGUAAGGAGAUCAUGGACAAGACGACCUUGGUGAACAAUGACAACAUCAUUCUGUCUGAGAUGGCUCCGGUCAAACCGCGUCUCAGCACGUCGCUGGCGGGAACGUUCACAAACAAAGAAGCACUUAGCGACGACGGAGACACCAGCCCAGACUCAAACAAUGAACAUGACUAG
Messenger RNA from Chanos chanos (milkfish), 1788 nucleotides. RefSeq names its product high-affinity choline transporter 1-like. The record is from RefSeq and is a predicted model, not a curated record. Gene Ontology annotation, biological process: choline transport; synaptic transmission, cholinergic; neuromuscular synaptic transmission. NCBI's taxonomy places the organism in Eukaryota, Metazoa, Chordata, Actinopteri, Gonorynchiformes, Chanidae. Bases 19 to 1788 code for a protein of 589 amino acids. The transcript is spliced from 9 exons. Gene Ontology annotation, molecular function: choline:sodium symporter activity. Gene Ontology annotation, cellular component: perikaryon; plasma membrane; axon.